CUCUGGGGCCUGUGCAUGUAUGGGAUGGUGUGCUUCCCUGAGAAGGACCUGGGUGCAUGCGCUAGUGGAGGUGUGCCUUGCAUGGACUCCACCACCAGAUGGACAGUCCAGGCUGGCCCAUGUGGGUCACGCUGCCAGUUCCCAGAGCUGAGAGCCACCCUGUCUAAAUAUAGCCUGGUGGGCUGAGCUCAGGCCUAUUUUAGGCCCUGACUGGUAGGAGGCCAGGCCUUCCCUAGGCCCUCAGGAGCCACUGCUGCCUCCAUCCAGUCCUGUUACUGGGCACUGUCAUCGGCCCCAACUGCCUGCUACCCGCCAUGCCUGAGGAGGCGCAAGAAGACACUGUGGCGCCAACACUGAGCCCCAGGAGCAGGGCGCCAUUGGCACCCAACCACCUGCAGGAGGUGUGCUUGCACCGGGUAGAGUCCAUCAGUGACCUACACAGUGGAGGCUCGCUGCACCCCUUCCUGGCUGAGGAGGCGCGACCAUGGGAUGAAUUGCUGGGGGUCUUGCCACCGUCACUGUGCUCCCAGGCCGGCUGCAGCCCUAGGCAUAGCCGCAGGGGCUUCCUGCUGCUGCUCACACUGCUGGUGCUCACCUGCCUGGCACUCGCCGUCCUGGCCGUCUACCUGAGUGUGCUGCAGAGUGAAUCCCUGCGCAUCCUGGCGCAUACAUUGCGCACUCAGGAGGAGACGCUACUCAAACUCCGGCUCGCCAGCCUCAGCCAGCUGCGGAGGCUCAACUCUAGCCAGGCCCAAAUGCCCAGUUGAGGUGCUGCUAGGACCUGGGACCGGGCUGUGUGAGGGUGGAAUAAAGUGGCUGCUGGCAGGGCUCUCCUCCCUGUCUGCUAGCCACAUCUAUACUGCUUCCUUGGAGAGAUUUUUGUACAAGAACUCACCCUGAACUCACAGCUGCCUGCUUCUCCUGACCUCUUCCGGCCAGGCCUAGCCAAGCCUUCUGAUGCCAAGGCCCUGCUUUGGGUGUCCCAAGGUCAGAGGGGGCACCAGCCUCCUGGCUCCUCAUGGCCAGUCAGCACCCUGGCCAGUGACCACCCCCAGAUAACAGGUUCAGAAGUCCAGAAAUAGCUGUCUCCCACUCAGAUUACCUAGACUUGGCCAGGCCUCCCAGUGGGGGUCUAGCCUUGGCUCCCAAAGACAGGCUGGGUUCUGAGUAAGAGGGAUCCACGUGGGAAGAGGCUGCCUUGGAGGACAAGGGUGGGAUGGAGGAGACCCAGUUGUGCUCAAGUCUGGAGUGGUGGAUUGGGAGAGGGAGACAGGCAGAAACACCCAGGAGCCAGAACCACAUAAGGCUGCAUAUUAUGUUUAAUUAUCUCUAAUAAUCUUAUAAUCAAUCAGCACAUAAAUCCAUUCUAGGUAGCCUUACCUCCCCAUCUGUUACCCAGAUGCUCUACUAUCCCCCUCCCCAAAAGAAGUGGGUCACCCUAGGGGAGCAAGGCCUGGAAGAGAGAGAAAGGGACAGUCCCCUCAUCCCAUCACAUGCCCCUGCCUGCCUGAGAGCCCAGGGGCAGACACACAUCUGGCUCGGUCUGAGACAGGGCAGGAAGAGGCCACAGGGUGACGUGCAGGGGCAAAGGGCCAGGGUCUCAAGUGACCUAACCCCCAGCCCUCCACUCCCAUAUUUGUUUUUGGUUUUGUCAUUAAAAAAAUAAAGCGACAAUUACU
Molecule: messenger RNA, 1679 nt
Organism: Choloepus didactylus (southern two-toed sloth)
Lineage: Eukaryota; Metazoa; Chordata; Mammalia; Pilosa; Megalonychidae
Gene: LSMEM2
Product: leucine rich single-pass membrane protein 2
Exons: 4
Coding region: 315-767 (150 amino acids)
Source: RefSeq, a predicted model, not a curated record